ACGAAACACCUCCGUGGUCCAAUUAUAGGCUAGCCAUCGAGAAGAGGAGAAGAGAAACGACGAUGUCGACGCAGGCGUACCCAAGCGCAGCUCGGAUAUCCGAUUCUCCAUGUUAUCCUCAGUACACUGCUUCUCUCAAAUGUCUUGAGGAAUCUGGAUCAGACAAGAGCAAAUGCCAGGAGCAUUUUGAUGUUUAUAAGGAAUGCAAGAAGAAGGAGAGGGAGGCUCGGCUGGAACGCAACAAGACCCGGUCAUUCUUCUCCUGAAUUUGCCAUCAGAUAUCUGCAUCGAGUCAUAUUAAUAUGGUUUUCUCCUUUCACUAGCUCUCCUCUUCAGAAGAAAAGGUUGACGCAAUGCAAUAAGGCCUUUUUCUCGGGCACUGUUCUUAUAGUAGGUGUGUACGUGGAUCCAGUGAGUUAGAGAUUGUUGUUCCAUUCACGAUGACACCUCAAGUACCAUUGUACUGUGCGUUUUUAAAAUAGUUGAUGCUUGUGUUAAUGCAUCUGAUUCAGAAGGA
This is a messenger RNA of Tarenaya hassleriana, 517 nucleotides long. RefSeq names its product cytochrome c oxidase-assembly factor COX23, mitochondrial. The transcript has 3 exons. The coding region runs from base 63 to 266 and encodes 67 amino acids. Gene Ontology annotation, cellular component: mitochondrion; respiratory chain complex IV. The record is from RefSeq and is a predicted model, not a curated record. Lineage: Eukaryota; Viridiplantae; Streptophyta; Magnoliopsida; Brassicales; Cleomaceae.